AUGUUAAAAGCACUGGUUGUCCUUUGCGUUGUUGCCAUUUCCAAAAUCCAUUGUGAUGAGGAGAACAAGCUGAUUCCCAGCGAAGAUCCAACUCUUCCAAAGGAGCGAAACUAUCGUAAAUACAUUGGAGAAAAGGAAUAUGAUAUCCCCUUCAAAACUCGUGUAAGCGAGCCAUUCGUUGUUGGACAGACCAUUCAUGCCGUUGGUACUUUGAACGAAAACCCCAAAAGAGUUGACUUCAACUUCCACAAGGGAGCUAACAAAGAUGCUGACAUGCCUCUUCACUUCUCCAUCCGUUUCGACGAAGGAAUUUUCUCCGGAAAGUUCGUCUACAACACCUUCCAGGAUGGAAACUGGUCUGAGAAUGAGCAAAGAAUCUCCAACCCAUUCAAAGCUGGCCAAGAGUUUGAUCUCCGUGUCAGAAUCUACGAGGAGAAAUUCCAAGUAUUCGCCAACCGUAAGGAAAUCGGAACAUUCAAACAACGUCAAGCCUUAUCUGGAAUUGACCACGUAUCUAUCCGUGGAGAUUUAACUAAGCUCCGCUUGUUCCACUAUGGAGGAAGAUUCUUCAAAUCUCCCUACAUGGCUACUGUUAACUUGGUUCCACAGAAACGUCUUGACAUUUCAGCUCUUGCCACAGGAAAGCGUUGUAACAUCAACCUUUACCGUGAGGACAAGAAUUUCGCUCUUCAAGUAUCUGCUCGUUUCAAUGAAGGUGCUAUCGUACGAAACGCUAUGACCAACAAUUCUUGGGGAGAAGAAGAGAGAGAUGGAAAGAUGCCCAUCAACAAGGACGAAAUCUUUGAUUGCACCAUUAUCAAUGAAGAAUUCUCUUUCCAAAUCUUCUUCAACGGUCAACGAUUCGCUACAUUCGCUCAUCGAGGAUCACCAAGUGACGUUAAGUUCCUUGAAAUUGAUGGAGCCUGUGAUGUUCACUCUGUUACAGUCAAUGAUGCUACUGGCGUUUAA
Molecule: messenger RNA, 969 nt
Organism: Auanema sp. JU1783
Lineage: Eukaryota; Metazoa; Nematoda; Chromadorea; Rhabditida; Rhabditidae
Source: the annotation of a GenBank genome assembly